Melospiza georgiana is the source of this 2389-nucleotide messenger RNA. It is a transcript of the gene MCPH1, whose product is annotated as microcephalin 1. Gene Ontology annotation, biological process: mitotic cell cycle. The record is from RefSeq and is a predicted model, not a curated record. NCBI's taxonomy places the organism in Eukaryota, Metazoa, Chordata, Aves, Passeriformes, Passerellidae. The coding region runs from base 44 to 2389 and encodes 781 amino acids. The transcript is spliced from 14 exons.
UUUGAACCGUGGCGGGCGCUGCGAGCUGCCGGCCGUGCUGCCGAUGGAGCCCGCACUGAAAGGUGUUUCUGCCUUUGUAGAAGUUUGGUCAUCUAACGGAACAGAAAAUUACUCAAAAACCUUCGAACAGCAGCUUCUUGAUAUGGGAGCAAAAGUUUCAAAAACUUUGAACAAGCACGUCACCCAUGUAGUCUUCAAAGAUGGACGUUUGACUACAUGGAAGAAAGCACAGAACAUCGGUGUAAAAAUAGUUUCUGUACUCUGGGUGGAAAAGUGUCGAGAAACUGGAGCCCAUGUUGAUGAAUCCCUAUUUCCUGCAGUAGACACUAAUGAAGGAUUUCUACUACCAAUCAAAAAACACAAAUGUAUGCAGCCAAAAGACUAUGUUGAAAAAACUCCAGAAAAUAAUAAAAAGCUUCAAAAAAGACUGAACCAAAUGGCUAAAGAGUUAGCUCUACAGAAGACUGCAGUUAAUACUGAUGCAGAUGUACCAGUUUUAUUAUUUGAAGACAAUGGUUCACUUAGAUACAGCCCUGUUAAUAAGAUAAAAGACCAAUGCAAUGAAAUGGAAAGAAGAAUAAAGGAUAUGAAGGAAAAAAGAGAGAAUCUUUCUCCGACUGCUUCACAAAUGACUCAAACACUUCCAAGUACUUCACCAGGAGACUGCCCACUUUCUACUUGCAUCUUAACUAAUUCAGAAGAUGAGCUGCUACCUGAAGAACAAAUGGAAGACUGCUUGAACUCCAGUUGUGAUUAUCUUUGGAGAAAUGAGCCGCUAAAGAGACCGAGAACAGAGGCAGCAGAACAUGCCUGUUCUUGGACUGAUAUUCAUAUUUCCAUGAGCACAUCAGUGAACUCUCCAUCACAUGGCAAUGAGGAGAAGACAUUAACACCAAAACAACGUACCAGAAGUUUAACAAAGAACCAGAUUAUACAGCCUACUUUGGAUGACAGAUUGGAUUUAGGAGAAAAACAUUUAAAUUUUCCAAAGAAAAAUCAAAAGAGCAAGACUACUUCAAUUGCAAAUGAAAGUUCUCUUCUUGAGGGCUUUGGUCAUAUUACUCCUUCCAAAACAAUAGUCCAAUUAAAUACUGUUCCUGCUUUGAUUGACAGUCUCUCUAAUUUCCCUGUGAAUAGUGGCGACUUAAAUGAAUAUUCACUGAAUAAAAGCUUCCCUGCUGACAGAAAUGAUUCUGUUCUUGAAGACAAGAAGAGAAAGAAACUACAAACAUUACCAAGUUUGAAGCUGGCUACCUCAGAACUGGGUGCAUCAGACUCUAUGGGGUUCUUGCAAGAAAUUACUACUUAUAGCAAGUCUUGUUGCACUGAGGAGGCUUCAUAUGAAGACUACUUUUCAUCAUGUAAUUCAAAUGAAAAUGAAGUACAGAUACAAGUACCAAAGGAAUCACAGAAUCCUCCUGAAGUUUGUUGCAAAGACUCUUCUACAAGCAUGGACCUACAUGAUGUGAGUUUCUGUGAGCCACAUAACACUACUAAGAUAAAUAGGAAGAUGUCUAUUUCAGUAAAUGAUUUUCCAAUAAGGCAAAAAAUCAAAUCAGCUAAACAUCCAGGAAGCAUAUCAUUAAAUAUAUCAGGUGGUGAAAAAGAUGACUCUGGAGAAGCUCUAGAUGCUGAUGAUGGGAGCAGGCUGCCACAGCAUGAAAAAUCCUACAACUGUAUAAAUGACUGUGCUCACACUGCUGGUGGUGAAGAGGAAGUUUCGGAGUGUCACGUUACUGAUACCUCUUGCAAAAUGUUUAAUGAGCAGAAGAAUAAGCACACUGGGGGCUUAAAAAAAGCUGGAAGACUCCAAAAGCCAACAAGGACGCUAGUUAUGACAAGUAUGUCUUCUGAGAAGCAAAAUACAGUAAUUCAGGUUGUGAAGAAACUUGGAGACUUUUUGUUCUCAAAUGAAGUGUGUGAAACAACAAGUCAUGUAGUUACUGGGAGUCCUCGUCGUACCUUGAAUGUUAUGCUGGGAAUUGCUCGUGGGUGUUGGAUUGUUUCUUAUGAAUGGGUUCUGUGGUCUUUGGAAUUAGGCCAUUGGAUCUCAGAGGAACCAUAUGAGCUUUCAUCCAGCUUCCCUGCAGCUCCUAUCUGCAGGCUUCAGCGUCAUCUCUCAAUAGGAAAAUACCAGCAGAAUCUCUUUUCAAACCAGCCUGUCAUGUUUGUAUCUCCUACCAGUCAGCCCCCCUGCAAAAAGCUGAUUGAACUUAUACAGCUGGCAGGAGGGAAAAUAUGCAAAGCCUUACGUCAGGCAAAAAUCUGUAUAGGCAGAAAACCAGGAAAGAAGUACCAGGAAAUAAUAUCUUUAUCAGAAAAAUGGAUAUUAGAUUCAAUCACUCAGUAUACAAUAUGUCCUAUGGAAAACUACAUUUUUCAGAUGUGA